Vigna unguiculata (cowpea) is the source of this 1662-nucleotide messenger RNA. RefSeq lists its product as uncharacterized. Gene Ontology annotation, biological process: meristem maintenance; meristem development. The record is from RefSeq and is a predicted model, not a curated record. Lineage: Eukaryota; Viridiplantae; Streptophyta; Magnoliopsida; Fabales; Fabaceae.
AAACGGAUUCAGGCAACACCAUUUAGAUGGUGUUUGGAGGUGGACAACGCAUUGGAAAUAAAUUGUCCUUUGUUGAGGGAAGUGUUGCGUAGAUGGGUUCCACAAGGGGAAUAUAUUCGUGUAGGUCAGCAUUUGGUGGGGUUAUCGGUUUAUGAUGUUUGUGUAUGCUUAGGUCUUAGUAUGGUUGGUAAAUGUGUUGAAUUUGAUGAUGAUGUAAGUGGGGUAGUAGGUUCACUUUUUGAGAAGAAACCAAUCACCUUGCGAGACAUAAUUAAGAAGAUUAAGAACCUAGUGGUUAGUGAUGAUGAUGUAGAGAAUGCGUGUAGGUUGUAUCUGUUACUUUGUUUUACUGUAUUUUAUUUUCCUAGGACAUCUAGGACAGUGACCAAUAUGCCUUUCAAAGUGUUAGACAACGUUGACAACUUAAGCGAAUAUAAUUGGGCAGAGUCAGUGCAUAGUUUUUUGAUCUCUGCACUCAAUCGUGGAUGUAAGGUUGUACGAGAAAAGAUAAAUACUCGUAGCCUUAACUUAGCCGGAUCUGUUGUAGUUGUUCAGGUUUGGGCUGCUCGUCGUCUUGGCUUAGAAGAUGUAGAGGGGGAGGUUCAAUUCCCAAGAUUUCUGCGGUGGCCCUCCGUGAAGAUUAGGACACCUAAUAUUGAGUCUGCUUUUGAAAAGAAUAAGAUUGUGUUUGGUUGGGCCCUAACUGCAGAGGAGAGGAACAACCCAAUAGUGCAAAAUGUCGUUCACAUUGAUGAACAAUAUAAUGUGAAUAAUGAUGGCAUGCAGGGUGUUUGUCAUUCCAAACAGCAAGUGGAUUUGGAAGAAAAAUUUGAAAAACAUGAACGGAUGAUUCUUAACAUGAAAGAACAGAUAAAGAAGAUGCGUGAUGAAUUUUUUGAUGCUCCUGAACCUGACUCCUGUGCAGGAAAAGGAAAUGAUGUUAAUGAAGAAGAUAGAUGUUCUUCUGAGCAAUGGAAGUCUGAUGAAGGCCAGGCUUGUCCUUCACACCGGGAAGAGAGUCCGCAACCUCAUCAGUGUGAGGAAGAUGACCUCAAUGACAAACCAAAAGCCAACCAUAAUGGAGACGACAAAGCUAUUAAGCCUAACACUGAAGGUCAAAGUAAUACACUAUUUAUAGAUAAGGCUAAAUUGUAUAAGGAUGUGACUGCUGUUGGUUGUCCCAGAACUAUUUAUGUUGAUUUGAAUGGUGAGAUAUUGAGGAGCGAUGAAUGUCAAUGUUUUCGUCCACGUGGUUGGAUUGAUAACAUGUCUAUAAUGUUUGCAGCGUACGAGUUCAUGUAUAGACAGAAAAUGCUGACCGGGAAGAUUAGCAGGGUUAUAUUCAAUCCUUUCUAUACAGUACAAAAUGUGGAAAAUCUCUUUUGGCUAUUAAAUGACAAAAAUAAAUUGAAGCCAACAUUUGAAGUCCAUAUUGAAGACGUUCCUGAACAGCCUAAUUUGCAUGAUUAUGGUAUUAUGGUGUUGAAGUAUCUUGAGAUAUGGGAUGGCAUAAAAAGAUUUGAUGGGAAAAGCAUGCCAGCUUACACUGAUGAGGAUCUACAACAAUUCAGGCAGCAGUACAUUUGUGACUGGAUUCUUCACCCAGAAAAUAAGCAUAGGGAGGCUGUACUUGAAAUAUUUAAACCAUCUUUAAAGAAGUAG